This is a messenger RNA of Trichosurus vulpecula (common brushtail), 2886 nucleotides long. It is a transcript of the gene BICD1, whose product is annotated as BICD cargo adaptor 1. Gene Ontology annotation, cellular component: cytosol; Golgi apparatus. The record is from RefSeq and is a predicted model, not a curated record. Gene Ontology annotation, molecular function: cytoskeletal adaptor activity; dynein intermediate chain binding; dynactin binding. Lineage: Eukaryota; Metazoa; Chordata; Mammalia; Diprotodontia; Phalangeridae. The transcript has 9 exons. The coding region runs from base 1 to 2499 and encodes 832 amino acids. Gene Ontology annotation, biological process: regulation of microtubule cytoskeleton organization; microtubule anchoring at microtubule organizing center; positive regulation of receptor-mediated endocytosis.
AUGAGCACAUUUGAGACUUUGAUGUUGAGUCAAAAAAUGGUCAUCCUCAUGUCCUUGGUGAUAAAAGCAGCAUUUGGACAGUCAUUUUCCAUCCAUCGCAAAGUAGCUGAGGAUGGAGAGACUCGUGAAGAAACACUCCUUCAGGAGUCUGCUUCAAAGGAGGCCUACUACCUGGGAAAGAUUCUGGAAAUGCAGAACGAGUUGAAGCAGAGCAGGACUGUGGUCACCAACAUUCAAGCAGAGAAUGAGAGACUCACAGCUAUUGUUCAGGAUCUGAAAGAGAACAAUGAGGUGUUAGAGCUGCAGAGAAUAAGAAUGAAGGAUGAAAUCCGAGAAUACAAAUUUCGAGAAACCCGCCUCCUUCAGGACUACACUGAAUUGGAAGAGGAAAAUAUUACUUUACAGAAGCUGGUGUCCACAUUGAAACAGAACCAGGUGGAAUAUGAAGGCUUAAAGCAUGAGAUUAAACGAUUUGAGGAAGAGAUGGUAUUGCUAAAUAGCCAGCUAGAAGAUGCCAUCCGGUUGAAAGAAAUUGCUGAGCGCCAAUUAGAAGAAGUACUGGAGACUUUAAAAAAUGAAAGAGAACAAAAGAACAACCUGAGGAAGGAACUCUCCCAGUAUAUUAAUCUCAAUGAAAGUGUGUACAAUAAUCAUAUCAAUAUCUCAGUAGAUGGACAAAAAUUUGCAGAGGAUAUGAGUGAACCAAACAACGAUGACAAAAUGAAUGGACACAUCCACGGGCCACUUGUGAAAAUGAAUGGAGAUUAUCGGACUCCAGGGAGGAAAGGAGAAACUCUACACCCAGUCUCUGACUUGUUCAGUGAGCUUAAUAUUUCAGAAAUGCAGAAACUAAAGCAGCAACUUAUGCAGGUAGAGCGAGAAAAAGCCAUUCUUCUGGCCAAUCUUCAAGAGUCCCAAACUCAGUUGGAACACACAAAGGGGGCACUGACAGAACAGCAUGAGCAGGUUCAUAAGCUCACAGAACAUGUCAAUGCCAUGAGGGGCCUGCAGAGCAACAAAGAGCUGAAGGCAGAGCUGGAUUGUGAGAAGGGCAGGGACUCAGGGGAACAAGCCCAUGACUAUGAAGUUGAUAUCAAUGGCUUAGAAAUUCUUGAAUGCAAAUAUAAGGUUGCUGUUACAGAGGUAAUUGACCUGAAGGCUGAAAUUAAGGCCUUGAAAGAGAAAUAUAAUAAGUAUGUAGAAAACUACACAGAAGAGAAAGCCAAGUAUGAGAGCAGGAUUCAAAUGUAUGAUGAGCAGGUGACAAAUUUAGAGAAAACUACAAAGGAAAGUGGUGAGAAAAUGGUCCAUAUAGAAAAGGAGUUGCAAAGAAUGACAAGUAUAGCCAAUGAAAAUCAUAAUACCCUUAACACAGCCCAAGAUGAGCUUGUGACAUUUAGUGAAGAGUUAGCUCAGCUUUACCACCAUGUAUGUCUGUGUAAUAAUGAGACUCCCAAUAGAGUCAUGUUGGACUAUUAUAGGCAAAGUAGAGUAACCCGCAGUGGAAGCUUGAAAGGACCUGAUGAUCCUAGGGGACUUCUGUCACCACGGCUUACCAGGAGGAAUAUGGUAUCACCAGUAGAAACAAGGACCCAAUCAGAAUCAGUUUUGAAAGAAAACACAGAGGCCAACAAAGAACAAAGUCCAACCAAAACACCAACAAUCUCUCCUGUCAUUACCGCCCCUCCUUCAUCCCCAGUGUCAGACACCAAUGAUAUUCGAAAAGAACCAAUGAAUAUCUACAACCUGAAUGCCAUUAUUAGGGACCAAAUCAAACAUCUACAGAAAGCAGUGGACCGGUCAUUACAAUUAUCACGUCAACGGGCAGCUGCACGAGAACUGGCACCAAUGAUAGAUAAAGACAAGGAAGGCUUGAUGGAAGAGAUUCUAAAAUUAAAGUCACUGCUGAGCACAAAACGGGAGCAGAUAGCCACCUUGAGGGCAGUUUUAAAAGCGAACAAACAGACAGCUGAGGUGGCACUAGCUAACCUGAAGAAUAAAUAUGAAAAUGAAAAAACAAUGGUGACUGAGACCAUGACGAAACUUAGAAAUGAAUUGAAGGCCUUAAAAGAAGAUGCAGCAACUUUCUCAUCCUUGCGUGCCAUGUUUGCAACCAGAUGUGACGAAUAUGUUACCCAGUUGGAUGAGAUGCAAAGACAAUUAGCAGCUGCGGAGGAUGAGAAGAAGACACUAAAUUCACUCUUACGGAUGGCCAUCCAGCAAAAACUCGCCUUGACUCAGCGACUGGAGGAUUUAGAGUUUGACCAUGAGCAGUCCCGAAGAAGCAAAGGCAAGCUUGGAAAGAACAAGAUCGGCAGCCCUAAAUUUCUUAUAGAUUGUCAGCAGCCUGCUGCCUCCAUAUCGCCACAAUGCUCACAACUAGCCAGGAGGCAAGACUGCCAGACUGUCAGUCCUAAUGUCAUUCUCCCAGAAGAGCAGCCGCAUUCCAGCUCUCAGUGUGCCCCUCUCAACUGCCUUUCUCAGCCUCCAUAUCCCUAGUCUUCAUCUUCAACAGAAGAAAAAAUUUGUACAACUAUUAUGCAGACUACUCCCCAAGAUCCAGCAGGCAUUUCUGCCUAGUUGGUAACAUGAAUAAAACUUGAUUUAUUUCCACACUACUGGAAAUCAAGAGAAGAUUGAGAAGUACAUCACAAGCACAGAGGCCAGUCUGACAGGACACUUGAUGGUUUCUCUGAUCACAUACAAACUUAGAUAAGGAAUGUUCAGUGAUAUGAACUUUAAAAAAAAGUUCUGUUUCCAGAUGCUUGGCUUUAUCUCUGAAGUCAGAGGUACUUAAGCCAAUAUAAAAUAUAUGCUAGAAAAAUCACAAAAUCCUAUCCUCAUUCAGCCACAGAAUUCUAAUUCAGUUAUUUUUCAGUCAAUGAU